Messenger RNA from Sphaeramia orbicularis (orbiculate cardinalfish), 1774 nucleotides. It is a transcript of the gene ccdc25, whose product is annotated as coiled-coil domain containing 25. NCBI's taxonomy places the organism in Eukaryota, Metazoa, Chordata, Actinopteri, Kurtiformes, Apogonidae. The coding region runs from base 150 to 773 and encodes 207 amino acids. The transcript is spliced from 9 exons. The record is from RefSeq and is a predicted model, not a curated record.
UUCCUGGGUCAACUUGCGGAAAAGUGACAGCUCCAACGCUACCACUUGGGUUAUAGCAGCUUUUUUUCCUAUAAUCGUACUCAUUACCAUUACUUACAAACUUCAUACUUAUUAUUAGACUCGUAGAAGCCAGUUUUCAUUCAGUUAAGAUGGUGUUUUACUUCACAAGUGCCGUGGUAAAUCCGCCUUACACGAUCUACAUGGGGAAGGACAAGUAUGAAAAUGAGGAUCUAAUAAAGUAUGGAUGGCCUGAAGACAUCUGGUUUCAUGUGGACAAGUUGUCUUCUGCUCACGUUUAUUUGAGGCUGCCAAAGGGUGCAACUAUCAAUGAUAUUCCUCCUGAGGUGCUGAUCGACUGUGCACAGCUGGUGAAAAACAACAGCAUCCAAGGCUGCAAAAUGAACAACAUCAAUGUUGUUUACACGCCGUGGGCGAAUCUAAAGAAAACUGGAGACAUGGAUGUAGGACAGAUCGGCUUCCACAAACAGAGAGAGGUGAAGAUCGUUGCAGUGGAGAAGAAGGUCAACGAGAUCGUGAACCGUUUGGAAAAAACAAAAGAGGAACGAUACCCAGACCUGGCAGCAGAGAAAGAGUCAAGAGACCGAGAGGAGAGAAAUGAGAAGAAAGCGCAGCUCCAAGAACAGAAGAAGAAGGAGAAGGAGGAGCAGAAGAGGAAAAAAGAGAUGGAGGACCUCAGAAACUACACAUCACUGAUGAAGUCUGAAAAUAUGAAAACAAAUGAGGACGGCUACGAUUCAGAUGACUUCAUGUGAAAGCUGAGGACGAUGCAGCGACACUCAAACCUCUACUGUCGGACGCUGUGCUGCUGUUUUCCGCUCGCUGCUGUUACCGGUGCACUGACACUGACAAAGACAUACCUUCAGCUUUUUAUUUUUUUUAUCUUUUUUUUUUUGAGGGGGGCAAAAAUGAGCCAAUGAGGGACAGCUUUGGGACUUUUCUACAUGCUGGUUGGUUCAGACGCUGCUUCCAAACUGAACCUAACUGGCUGUGCCCUCCACAUCGAGACAAAAGAACAGAAACAGGAACGCCGAGGAUGAAUUUGAGGAACAGAUCAGUGUUUGAUUUGAUUCACUGCCAUGUCGAAUGAUACUAAUGUAUGAUUAAAAGUGUUUGUGUGGGUUCCUUUGUUUAAAAACUCUAAAAGAGGAAUUUUCUAGAGGCUCCUUUGACCUUUGCUAGCUGUCUUCUUGUGUAUAUUCUGUCUGUGCAUGUCUGAUUUUAUUCAUUGGCGUCACAUAUUAUUUUAACGAUCAACUACAACUUCCAGAAACACAGUGCCUGCAGCCCCAGUCGUCCAGAAAAACCUACAGAGGAAUUUAAAGUGUUUUCUCUGACUGUAAUUGUUCAUAGUGGAGAUUUGAAGGAGGACGUUUAAAAUCACAUGCAAUGGUUUAUCUGAAGAUGACAUGAGGCUUCAUCAGAUCAAGUUUUUUUUUUUUUUUUUGUCAUUUUACUGCAAAUAAGUACAAAUAUGAGGGUCUUGUUCUUAAGUAUUUUUAUUUUAUGCAGCUUUAUACUUCUAUUCCUCUACAUCUCAGAGGCAAAUAUCAUACACCUCACUCUACUUAUUUGUCUGACAGCUUUAGUUCCUGGUCAGAUUCCAGAUUUCCUGUCCAGUGAAAGCUACAUAUCCCCAAAUGCCAAUAUAUUUUCAGCAUUUCUGAUGAACUGAAGGAUGCAGGGUUUAUGUAUGACUUCAGUUUAAAAGAAUCCUCCUCCUUUAGUUAAAUAAACUCGUACUGAGCUGAACAUA